Acanthoscelides obtectus is the source of this 333-nucleotide messenger RNA. The record is from the annotation of a GenBank genome assembly. NCBI's taxonomy places the organism in Eukaryota, Metazoa, Arthropoda, Insecta, Coleoptera, Chrysomelidae.
AUGCCUAGACGCCAUUUAAGUGAAAAUGAGAUGUUGAGAGCCGUGGAAAUGCUUGAAGCUGGCAUGCUUCAAGUUGAUGUCGUAAAUGCUAUGGGAACUACUCAAAGCGUCAUCUCGCGCUUCUGGAAUCGUUAUCGUGAGACUGGAAGCACACGAGAACUCCUAGACCGAUAUGUUCAAUUGGAAGCUCGACGAAAUGACAGUAUAACUGCUUCUCAAUUAAUUAACCAUCUGGGCAAUGCUCAGCAUGUGAGUGUUUCGAGACAUACCAUCUAUAGAAGGUUAAGGGAAGGUAAUCUAGUAGCAGAAGGCCUUAGAGAUGCCAACCUCUAA